Messenger RNA from Numida meleagris (helmeted guineafowl), 10231 nucleotides. RefSeq names its product pleckstrin homology and FYVE domain containing 2 (gene PLEKHF2). The transcript is spliced from 3 exons. Bases 7044 to 7793 code for a protein of 249 amino acids. NCBI's taxonomy places the organism in Eukaryota, Metazoa, Chordata, Aves, Galliformes, Numididae. Gene Ontology annotation, molecular function: metal ion binding; phosphatidylinositol binding. The record is from RefSeq and is a predicted model, not a curated record.
UCUGAAAGAAGGGAAGCGUUUAAAGGUUCGGUGUUGUCAGUGCGGAGACCCCACGGACUGCACCCACCAACGAGAGGGGAGGACGGGGCUCUUCAGCGCAGAAGGCGCUUUUUCCCCCUCUGAAUUGUACCGUGUAAAUAAGGUUGACUAAUCCAGUGAGAAAUCCCUGCGCAGCUCAAUCCAGAAUCAUAGAAGGGCUUCAGUUGGAAGGGACCUUGAGGAUCGUUGAAUUCCGACCCCAGAUAUCACGUCUGUCGGCUCAAGUUAUUAAAAAUUCUUUCCCCGGUGUUUAAGGGCUAUGCUUAUGUUCAAAAUGACAUCCAGGCCGUGUCUCCAAAAUGCAGCGAAAGUGAAGCAUUGUAAGCAUGAGUCCCAAAUUUUUCUGCAUGCAAAUAGGCUUUGUGGCUUCUGGGGCAGUUGAGCCCUGUUCUGCAAAAAAAACCACACAGAGGAAGUCCCUGAAAUGCUAAAUGAAAACUGGCGUGUGGGAGCUCAGAGCUGGAUCGGCUUCCUCUGUCUUAUCAUCCAGAAACAGCGCAGUGUCUUUUCAACACGACACUACUUUCCAUUAAGUUCAGCAAUUAUUCAUUUAUAACUAAAGACCACUUGUCAGGUGAUGUCAAAUAAGAAAACUCAGAUGUUAACUGUGGGCAAAGUUCUUACGUGUCAGUAGGCAAGGAAGUCAUUGGCUUGCUUCUGAUUUCUGCAUUAAGAAAUUCAAGCUUAUUCUUACUGCCUGAGUGCUAAAGGUAUGCUUGUGACUUAUUCCAGGCUCUGUUAAUAUUCAGGCUUACCUUUCCAUUGGCUUUAUGUAGCUUUUUAAUGGUGGAUGGUGCUUGUAUAUGUGCGAUGCAGCUAACAGGGAUUCGUUCAUUAAUUUGAUGGAAGUCUGCUAAUCUGGGGAUUGUUCUGAAAGCGAACAAAGAAGUGUAAAAGCAGACUUUUGAAGCAGAACCGCAUAUUUGGAACUUUGUGCAGCAAAUAUGGGGUUUGCUGUUGUAGGAUGACUUUGUGUUCAUGAUUUAGUGGAGGACUUAUUACAGUUGAGAGGGGAAUUAAAGCUGCUCUGUAGGUAGGUGUGGUAGAACAUGCUUACAAACUAACCAUUAUCUUGGCGUUGUCAUAAACUAUGUGCCCUGAUGACAACUGUGUUAGCAAGUAGAGUCCUGCAAAUUCCUACCCACAUCAGUAGUGCCGCUGCAGUGAAUGGGUCUGCGUGCAUGAGGAAUCAUUGGACAGAGAUUCUCCUGUUAUAAAAGGAAAUAUCAUUGUGUGCAAGUGUUUCUGAACAGAAGAGUAUCUGUCAUGAUUUUUUCAGCCUGAUAUUUUAAUCUUACGUAGUCAAAAAUGCACUAAUAUGUUUUCUUUGGCUCUCCAAUGUUACAUAAAUAGGUAGGAGUGCUGCUGCCAUGGGUGUAAUGAUACUUUUUGCCUGCUUGUGUUGCAACAAUGAAUAGUUUAAGGUUUUGAAAGUUUUUUCAAGUGUUAUUUUUUCUUUUUUUUCCCCUUGCAUUUUGAUAUUUUUCGGUAAUAUAGUGUUUGGGCUAUUGUGUAUUUAACGUAGCUGCAUUUAGGCAUUUUGUAUAAAUGCAAAAAAAGGAAAAACAGUUGAGUCUUCAGGGUUUCAAACACAGUAAUGCUUGCCCCUGGACCUGUUCCUGCACAUGAGCUGAUGCCGUGCAAGCAGUGAGCUGCAGUGUUGCAGUGCAGGGGGUCCUGGUGCUCAGUGGGGGCAAUGGGCUGCCAGCCCCUCCUGUGCUGAGGGAUAGUGGUGUGCUGGGUGCUCCAGCACUCCACGUGCUUACACAGAGCUCGAAAGUGCAUCAGAUGCAUUUGACAAGCUGUCAAAGGCCAGUGAGUGCAUUUCCCAAGAAGGCCAUGUAGUUCAGCUGUUAUAAUUAAGGGAUUCUUUCAGGAACUGACUCUAUUUUUUUUUUCCUUUCUUUUUUCUUCUGACUGUCUCUUGAUUGUGAAAGAGCAAUGCAAUGCGUGGCUUGUGUAAUUUAAAUAUUGCUGGAGAAAUGCAUUUUAAUUAUUGCUAGAGGCAGAGGGGAGAGAUACAUGAUUCCAGCACUUGGGUGCCAUCAGGCGUCCUGAAGCAAGGUGUGAUGGGACAUGUGCUUGGCUCUGAGCACUGUGCUGUGUUUCAGCUGCCUCUGAGCCCCUUUCUUCUGCUGAAAUAUUCUGGCUGUUCUGCUUUCUCCACUAUGAUACUGAAAAAGAGCUGCAUCUGACUGUGUUAUGUACCAGCUACCAGGUCUCCUGAAAGUAAUUCUUCAUUACAACAUAGUGUUUGGUCGGUGUCCCACAGUGGAGAUUUCUAAACUUAUCUAGGGGUCAAGAGCAGCAGGAAGUCAGGGUGGCUCUGCCUGCCCCCAGCAGGAGGCUGUGCUGGUGCUUGGCCUGGGCCCUGCUUCCCUUUGUGGAAAUGCCCAGUAUUACCAAGCUAGUUAAAGAAACCUCUUUAUUUCCAGAAUAAGGCAUCUGAAUUUUUAAAGGAUGCGUGCACAUGAAAAUAAUAUUUUAUAUAAUUAAAAAAAAAAUAGUGAUGGUGUUGUUAUACUUCUGAACUUGUGAGUUGUGGGGCUGUGGGGAAAAACUUCUGCUCCACUUCAAAGCAGGUUAAAAGCAAGUCCUUUUGUUGCAGUCUCUUGUUAGCAGCUAAUGGCUCAUGCCUAGUUCUGCCUCUCAGUCAUUCUUUCUAUGGCGUGGUCAUGCUGUAAUCAGUUAUGUGUAGGCCAGCCCUUACUGGACCACCGAUAAGAUUGAGUAACUUCUCUCAUGAUGGUGAUGGAAGUAAUCGGAAUGCUGGCAGUUUGAUGUACUCAUUGGAGAUGCUGCAGGGAGCACGCUGGCAGACACUGCUUAUGUCAGUUGCUUAUGUCAGAAGACUGAAUCCUCUGUUCCGCUUCGGCUGAGAGACAGCCUGGCUGCCAGGAGCUGGUUUCUGCCUGAAGCAUGUGGUAACGUUUUCCUUAAGUAAGCACUUCUAUAUAGUAUAUAGCAUUGACACGUGAUGUGUGGAAGUGUCUCCACGUGUGCCUCCAAACGCAGUAAUUGAUGCUUACCACUAAACCAAUCUGAUUUUGAAGAGAAGCUUGUGAAGUGGGUUUGGCGGUGCUUCAUGCCGAACUGCUGUAACUGGGUGGUGGGUUAUGUUUUGUGCUAGCGAUUCUGUGCUUCUUCCCUUGCGCCUCCCCAGAUCACUCACUAAAAUUAUUUAUCUCACCGUUUGAAAGGUAUGCUGUGAAUUCCUGUCAUUGUGCUGUGUUGGUACAACGCCAGCCGCAACACAGCUUGUGCUGGAGUUGUUGGUCAGGUGCUUUCUGUUGGCUUCUGUCACGGCCCUCAUCCCAUGCCCAUCUGAGCACAGCAGCACGUUUGCACGGUAUGCUACAUGCUGGCCAUGUAAAGGUAAAACACUGCUGGCUGUCUACGCUGUUGCUUCAAGGAGCUUGAGCUUCUGGGGCUCCAAAUCUGUGUAAAUGUCUUCGUUUUGAAAUGAUAUCCUGGUGUGUUCCAGAGCACCAGGGAUCCUGAGCAAGAAAAAAUGGGGAGGGAUGGGGCCUGGGGAGCUGCUCCUGUUCCUGAUCUCAGGUCAGCACCUGUCCUGCCAGGAGACAAAAGCACCAUCAGCUACUAAAGUUUGCUACAAAUAGCAGCCUGGCAGUGGCAACAAGCAGCUGAUUUCAUUAUGAUGCUGGAUCUCUGGAUCUCUUACAGGAAUGACGCUCCUAGGCUUCUACACCUUCUCCCAGCAUGAUGAUAUGUAGCUCUUUGAGCCCAGUGUACCUGUGCUGCUGGGGCAGGCCCUGUGCCCUGCUCCUGCAUGUAUCCUGCGCAGCCCCUGCCUGCCUGGGCCUUGCUGCUUUCCCCAGUGAGGCUUUGUGACCUCUCACUAGGAACUUUGCUUGGUUUCGCAGAGCAGCAGUGCUGAAGAUCUAAUUUUUUUGAGAUCAAAAUAUGCUUAUAAACAGUCCUGGGAGUUGUGUUGGGCAAGCUGUUGUGACUUAGAGGGAGAAAGCAGUAGGAACAGCUUUGGGAGUCAGCACUCCUGCGUUUCUGCAUUUUUUUAUUUUUUUUUAAUGAGUUGAAGCCUGCUUCCCUUUGCCUCAUCAUUUUCCUCAGGUCUCCCCUAUGAUUAGUUUGCAUUAUGACUCAUUUGGCACGUCUGUCAGUUUACAAGGAGGUUAAAUCAGUGUUUCUUUCCUGCUGAAGUUGAUGGUAUUAAACACCAAGCCGUAAGGGAAGGCGGUGUGCGGAACCCACACAAGCCAUUCUGUGAAAAUGGGUGCUGGCAGAGCAACUGGAGCCGCAAAAAAGCAUCUCUGCUCUCACUGUGCUUGUCUGCACGCUGCUGGGCAAAGCAGGUGGGGAGAGUGUCCUGCUAAAAAUAGCUUCCUGUAUCCUAACCCGCUUGGGAGUGGGCUGGGGAAUGUAAGGUCACAUAGUUUGAAAGAUCCUCCUAGAAACAGUCUCCAUAGUCGAAAUGUAAUAGGCCUUUCUAGGCGUUUUUAGCUGGCUUGGGUAAUUUCUCUGGGAGAUGUUAAGGGUAAUGGGCUUGUCCUGCAGGUUUGACAAUAAAGCUUUUGUUUUUCUUCAUUUAAAAACAUUUACAUUCAGUGAGCUAUUCUUACCCAGCCGGUGAAUGAAAAGGAAAUGACAGUCCUUCCUUCUAAGUUAGUGUAUUCUAAAAUUCCCUAUCGUGUACUGAAAGAAUUCUUGAGCUGCAAGAUGUUAGGUCGUUAAAAUAGGAGUUACCAUGGCCUGCGCCCUGAAGAAGUGGGACUUGGGACAGCUAUCUGCAGGAGGAGCGUUUGACUCUGUCCUGCUACCUGCACCUCUCUGAAGGUCAGAAGAGAUUCUGGGUAAUGAUUGUGCUGGAGAACUGCAGGGGGUCUCAUUGCCUCAUUUCUGCUGUUGUCUCCACCUGGAAUCUGUCGCUUCAUAUUUCACUGUAGUGUCAUGAUGUCUCCUUUUGUCAUUCCUCUUAUUAACAUCUUUUGGGUAUCAGUGGUUGUCCUCUGCAUCCUUACCAGCUGGUUACCUUACUGAUAGCGAGGCACUUUGUGAAGCGCUUUAAGGAAUACUUUGCAAACAGAGCAACUGGAGAACUGCUUGUUAGGAGGCUGCACUGCUUUAUAAGUGGAGUUGUCCUGUCUCAUCUUUCAUCCAGGCCUCGUUGUCCCUUCACGGCUCCUGACAGGCAGCGCUGGUUUGUGCGUGAGUGUUUGAGUUGUGGUUGCAGCUCUCAGAGCUGAGCCUACAGUACGCCUCACUUUGCCAACAGAGAUGGCACAGUGAAGCAUUCGGGACAAGUGAUGGCAUCGUCCCUUUUUGUAUGUGUUGACAGAGGCUGUGUAGGAGGUGGAACUGGUGAGGCCAACGUGAGAUUGAAGAUUUAUGCUGAUUUAUCUCUUGACCUGCUUCAGAAAUGUGGACUAUCUGCUGCGCUUGUGUUCAGUUCAGCAGUUUUCCCCAACAGAAUAUUUUCAAAGCAUUAGAGAUCGCACAUGAAAAAUUCACGCUGUUUUGCUUGGCAGUAAUGCAGAAGGUCAAGUGUUGCACUUAAGAAUGCUACAUGUAAUGUUAAUAGAGAUGAAGGUACUGUUGCAGUACUGACAUGGCUUCAUAGCUGAGUCUGUCCACAAAAAGGCAGAGAAUUACUGUGUCAGACAGAGCCUUAAAUCACAGGGUUGUAUGAGGGUUUUGGGUAACUUAAUCCUUUGUGUUCAUGUUUAUUCCUCAGUAAGUAAAAUUAGCACGUCCUCCCUGCAUAGACAGCGCAGGAGGAAAGCUGAAGGCGUGUGAGCUGCAAAUAAGGAGUAUAAUCAUUACUUGAAACUUAUUACUAAAAAGCAUACAUAACAGGAAUGUACGCUAAGUGUCUGUGCCUGAUGGGCCAUCCUCGGGGAGGGGUGAGCUCUUCCUCUGAUCCCAGAGAGGAGUUUCCUUACAAGUCGGUCACUUAAUGCCGAUUAGUUAUCUGCUUUGCAGAUGGUCCUUGUCUGCCUUAGGUUCACAGUUUACUUGCUUUGGGUUUGCACAGGCUUUACGGAACUUCUGUACCUUUCAUGUGCGUUCAGCUUGUGUAAUUAAUUGUGAUAAAGCAGGAUGGAGUUCUGCUUGAAAUCGGUGCUGUCCAAAGCCUUUGAGUUGUGGGGUCAGACUUGACGAAACCUUCAACUGUUUUACUCUCGUUUGUAUUGAGAAGCCUUAGAAAGCAAAAACGUUCAUUAUAAAACACGUUCUCCAUAGGCAAGAAGGAAUGUGGGUUAGUUCUGAACAUUCAGGCUGGAACGUAUAUGCUGAUGCUGCCUGUAUGCAGGGGCGAGAAGGAGGGCUGUGUAUGACACCUGGACAAUCCAGUGGCACAUUAUUACGUGCUUCCACUUAGGUCCACUGUUUCUGCCUCUUUUCUUCCUUCUGUUCCUUUUGCAUUCUUCUGUUUCUUUUUUUUUUUUUCCCCUGUAAAGCUGUCACCUGAAUUGCAAAUGCGUGUAGUAAUGAAUGAGCUGCCUGCUUCCUGAUACCGUGACCCUGAAAAAUCCAGACUGCCUGGUCUAUGUAAAUGUAAUGUGUUAAACGUAAUUGUUAGCAACUUAAUUGCUCAUUGUGAUGAAGAUGAUGGAUGAACAGGCAAUUAAGGCAAGGCCGGUAGCAUUUUCCUCCCUUCAAGGAAUGCUGAAACACAAUAAUGUUAAAAAUCAGGUGCUUAUUAAUUAAUGCUCGUUGGCAGGGGCUGUGUACCGAAUGAGGCUGGUUCUUGCCCAGGUCAGAAAGUAAUGGAGCUGUGCUGGUGCUGUUGCUUUGCUGAAGAAGCCAGAGAGCUGGGAUUGCGUCCUUCUCGUGCACGCCUUCUGCGCCUGUCUGGCAGGGAGCCCUGCUCGUGGAAGCGCUGCGCACUGAGCGGGGCAUUUUGUCCACUUUGGAACUGACGUCCUUUCUCAAAAAAUGCUAGUGAAAGUGAACGAGCAUCACGUGGGAUUUCAGAAGGAUUUAAAACCUUCGAUUUGAAGACAUAACACUGAUACUUGUGAAAGAUGGUGGAUCGCUUGGCAAACAGCGAGGCAAAUACUAGAAGAAUAAGUAUAGUGGAAAACUGCUUUGGAGCAGCCGGUCAGCCUUUGACUAUCCCUGGUCGCGUUCUCAUCGGAGAGGGAGUAUUAACGAAGCUCUGUAGGAAGAAGCCCAAAGCGAGGCAGUUUUUCCUGUUCAAUGACAUUCUUGUUUACGGUAAUAUUGUCAUCCAGAAGAAGAAAUACAAUAAACAGCACAUCAUCCCAUUGGAGAACGUCACCAUUGAUUCCAUCCAGGAUGAGGGAGACUUGCGGAAUGGGUGGCUCAUCAAGACACCCACUAAGUCUUUUGCAGUUUAUGCUGCCACAGCUACGGAGAAGUCUGAAUGGAUGAACCACAUAAACAAGUGCGUUUCUGAUUUGCUUUCCAAGAGUGGGAAGACUCCUAGUAAUGAGCAUGCAGCUGUCUGGGUGCCAGACUCGGAAGCCACUGUCUGCAUGCGGUGUCAGAAAGCAAAAUUUACCCCCGUCAACCGUCGUCACCACUGCCGCAAGUGCGGCUUUGUCGUCUGCGGGCCUUGCUCUGAGAAGAGGUUCCUUCUCCCCAGCCAGUCUUCCAAGCCCGUGCGGAUUUGCGACUUCUGCUAUGAUCUUCUUUCUACUGGGGAGAUGACUGCUUGUCAGUCCACGAGAUCAGACUCCUACAGCCAGUCGCCUAAGUCUUCUUUAAAUGAUGCAUCUGAUGAUGAUGAUGAUGAAGACAGUAGUGAUUAAAGACCAAACAUUUGUGUUUCAGACCGUACGGAGCUGCUUUUGGGGAAGCCUGUAGUGAGGUUCCCUGGAAAAAUCCUGUUCUAGCCAUAAAACAUGCCUGAAUAUCUUCAAUUGCGAUGUGCCUCGAUCUAUGAGUUCUCUAGACUAUAGAUUUUUCACUCCUCUGCAGGGAUAGACUGUCGCAAAUGUUAUCAGAUUGUUUUCCAAUUUCUUAUACUUGAGUUAUGUCUAGGUUAGACUUUUGUGGAAUAUUGGAAAAUAGAAAGUACUUAAUUUAACAACCCACGCUUCCUAAUGUUACAUAUCGGUAUGUUAUGUGGGUUUUUUUUUUUUUGGUAUGGAGAGGGAAACUGUAAGCAUGUGUAGAACAGCGACGUUUUGGUUAAUCCCAUAGACCAUCUGUUUUUUCUAAACAUGGUAUAUGAUGAGUUGAAAUGUGACAUGACUACAAACCUCAGUGUCACAGAACUUGGGAACUGUCUUGUUUUGCUCUUAUUUAUGACCUCCUAUACCAAGCAGUGCCUUGUAACACUUGUGCUGAUUCAGGAAGAAACAAUCCCAUUCCGUGUUGUCUGUAUUCACCUGAUGCUGAUGUCUGAGAGAUUGUUGGUGCUAUAGAAAAUAACUGCUGUGUUCAAAGCGGAGCUCUCAGCAGGUCACAGCUGCACAGGUGUGGGCUGAGGGGGCCUGGACUCCACGUCCUCACCACUCAGGCAGCCCCAAGGCUGCCGAGCCCCGUGGGCUUGGCCGGGGCUCUCUCUGCAGGAGCUGCGUUGUGGGUUUGGACCUGGAGGUGAGGGUGACUUUUCACAGGGAUAUCCGCACACUUUCUUCUCAGAGCAGUUUAGAAGUCUGUAAUGUGGCAAAUGCAUACUGAGAUUUUAGUGGGGCGAUAAAGGGUUUUGCUGUGAUAGCUUAUAUUUUUGGACAUAUUUCACAAAUGCGACACUAACUUGUUUCUUAAAACGUGGGUGAGAGUUUUUUUUCACUUCUUUCUUCCCAAAUCUUACUGGCUUUGUAUAAGAAUGACCUCAAAUCUUGAACAAGCAGCCUGCAAAUCUGCGUAUGGAAUUGGCUUUCCUUUGUACACAGCUGACCUCAGGAUACAUGUGAGAUGCAAGUUGUUUCAUUCUAAACGUGUACCCAGGACCAAGAAAGACAUAUUUAAGAACUAUAAUAAAAUAGUGCAGAAAACGUCUCUACCAUAGCAUUCAGUUUUAUUCUUCAUAAGUUCUUAAUACAGAAAUGUCAUGUUCCUAUGUAUAUGUAAAGGUUAGACUUGUAAAAACGUGUUAACCCCUCCCCCCCAAAUGCUAUGUUUUUAUAUUUUUAUAAAGGUAAUGUCGAUUUUGAAGGGGAAAAAUAUCUUUGAAAUAGUUGUAUGAAUAUAAUAGCAACUGACUUUAUACAAAAAAAAAGGUUAAACUUUUGUGUAUCUUUAAGUGGCAGUUUCUGCACUGUUUGCCUUGGCUGGCAAUAAUUGGGUUAAAUAUUUAUUGAAUAAACAAUCGAUGCUGCAUAUUGCACUAGUCUCUCCCAUUCUUGUACGCUGUAUGUCAGUCAUUUAAAAUAAUAAUAAAAAAAAAAUUAGCAAAGCUCUUCAAAGCCAUUUCGCUCAGUGAGAUUCCUGGUAGCUAACGAUGCGCUGAGCAUCUUCAGGGAGGCACUCUGCCUUAAUUGUCUGCAGUACAUUGCUUCGGGUGAAAGUAAGGGGAAUGUUUUUAGCUUGGGCAGUUUCUGAAAAUAACUUUUUAAAAGCACUGAAGAGUGUUUGGUCUGCUUUGCAAUAAGCACAAGGAGGGAAAAACACUUUCUGAUAGAUACUGGGGACCAGGAAGGUUGCAUAAGAUUACCAGAUAAGCAAUAUACAGCUGUACAUAUUUAAAGACUGAAAUAAUUACAGAUGCUCAUUCCAUGAAAGACAGGGAGUGGGCAAAUGGGCUGUUCUGAGAAUCCGCUCUCUGUUCAUAGUGCUUACUUUUUGUAUCUCUCUUACUCAGAACAUUUAGGUUUCAGGAAAAGAGACUUGUUAGCUGCAGUUUCUGUACAGAUUCAGAAUGCAAACUUCCCUUGUACAUAUGUUCUAAUGACUAACAGAAAUGUUCUUCCUGAUGCGAUUGUUUUCCUUUCCUACACUGUCAGAUAUUACCUUGUCUUGUUGAAGGUUCAAUCCUACUGUGCAUUUUUUUGGUGUGUUUCUAAAUGUUGUGCUUACUUUCCAGCACUUUGCGGGGGGAAAGGAGUUGGAUCGCAUCCUAUGUUCUGCAGAAUGUUCUUGUAUCUACUUCAAGUACCUUUUCUCUGUGAAUGAAACUUGCACUGAUCCCUGAAGCUGUAACCAAACCGAUGUUUGGGAGGGGGGGAAUUUUUCAUUUGAAAUUGAUGUAUGUGGUUCAAACUUUUUGAGAAAGUAUUAAAAAAGCAGUGUUCUAUGGUAA